Gastrolobium bilobum is the source of this 1288-nucleotide messenger RNA. Its product is annotated as GEM-like protein 4. The transcript has 4 exons. Bases 38 to 712 code for a protein of 224 amino acids. NCBI's taxonomy places the organism in Eukaryota, Viridiplantae, Streptophyta, Magnoliopsida, Fabales, Fabaceae. The record is from RefSeq and is a predicted model, not a curated record.
UUUCAAUAAAACAGAAACCUUAUAUUAAUCAUACAAAAUGCAGACCUCACUUCUUCACGAGCUAAUUGUUGGAAAUCCAAUCGUAUCAGCAACAUAUGAUCAGCUUCAAAAGUCGUUUAAUAGAUACUUACCUGAUCCUGCCACUCAAUGUCAAUAUUCAACCACAACAUCAAAGCAAAGUAAAAUCUCUUUUCCUUUAUCAUAUUUGACUGUAAACAAGCUUGGAAGGAAGGCUGAUAUUUCACAAGGAAUCCAAGAACAUGUGAGAUUGGGGACAAAGAUAUCUGAAACUGUUAAGAGGAAAUUGAGCUUAGGGGCUCGCAUUCUUCAAGUGGGUGGAGUGGAGAAAGUCUUUAAGCAGUUUUUCAGUGUGAGAGAAGGGGAGAGGCUGCUGAAAGUUUCCCAGUGCUAUCUGUCCACCACAUCAGGCCCUCUAGCAGGUCUUCUCUUCAUCUCCACUGAAAAGGUUUCCUUUUGCAGUGAGAGAUCAAUGAAAGUCUUUAAUCAGAAAGGCCAAAUGUGUAGGAUCCGUUACAAGGUUGUCAUUCCACUGAAGAAGAUCAAGUAUGUGAAACAAAGUGAAAAUGUUCAGAAGCCAAGACAGAAGUACAUAGAGAUAGUCACAGUGGACAAUUUUGAUUUCUGGUUUAUGGGUGUCUCAAAAUAUCAGAAAACUUUUAAAUACCUUGAGCAGGCAUUUUCUCAAGCUUAGAUGAGUAUCAAAAUCCGCCGUUUGGGCUUGAAGCUUCAUGUUUUAAGGACAAACAUCUUGAUACAAGAGAUGAUCAGAAACAAAAACAAGAGCCACUUCACUUCAUUGCAUUAUCCAUCCCGAUGAUCAAAACAUCUCAUGACACUUAGGCUUUCCAUCCAAGACCCAACAUUGAGCUGUGAUAGUGGAUGGAUAUGGUUCAUAUUAGAUGAGCUGCAGACUUAGCUGCCAGCAUAUUGUGGAUAAACAUUGUGAAUGCAAUAGUUCAUCAUUUGGUGCCUGCUUUGUUGCAGAAUCCAAGCUAUAUGUAUUCAGUCACUGGCAAUGCUAAGGACCAUAUUGCUUUUGCAGAAGACAUCCAUCCAGGGACUGCUCUAUGAAGGGAAAUUGUGGUUAUUCUAGAAGACAAGAUUGAAGGAAAAAUAUAUAGAAAAGGUGGGAAGAAAACUGCAAUGGGAUCCGAUGAACAAGGAAGUCCAACAUGAGACGAGAUAAUGUGUGUAGAGAUGUUUUGUAAGCUUAUGGAUUUAUUAUGUAAAAGUUUUCAGGAACCAGAAUUUGUAUUUCAGAUUGUAU